AUGAACAGACUGAAGAUUGAGGAGAUCAAGCGCCGGCGUCAUGCGGAGAAACGGCAGAAGGCGCUCGCGAAUGCCGUGCGCAGUCCCAUCGAACGUCCCAUAACCUACAUCCUGAACAAACAAAAUCGCCUGAUACUGCCUGAUCGACAGAGUCAUCGAGAUGCAGGCAGCAGCCACAAGUCGAAGCAGGAUCGCGUCAGUCUAAGCAUCCUACCGACUGGCUACAAGGCGUCUCGGAUAGUCCAGAGCAAUGACACCGUGGCACUAACCGGAGCCGCAGAACUGGUACGACCCAGGCCACCACCUCACAAUCUGCGAGCUCUCAAUGCUGCCUCGACGGCGACAGCAGCUGCAGCAGCAGCACCACCGAUCGAUCGCGAGAAACGGGACCGGGUUCUGUUCCAGGCGGUGGAGAUCAUAUCCGAUUGGAUGGCUGCUGAGCCCGCCUUCAUCGACCCCCAGGUAGCCUACGGCGACAAGAACAUGCGUUUCAUGGACCACGUGAUGAGUCGGUUGCGUGAGUUCAGAGCCAAGAUCAGUCCCUCUGUAAUGCAGUUGCUAGAAGAUGCCACCAACGCCUGUUUAAAGACCCCCGUUAAGGAAACGAGCACUCCUGCGCAGUUGAACAGCGCUAUAACGCCCAUAGUUGAGGAAGACGGUGCAGCUGCCAGAACUCCAGUCUCCGCUGAUAAAUCUGGCCGCAUUGUGUCGCUCCACAAUCAUGGCCACUGCGUCACUUUAGGCGAGUUUUCACGUGUGGCGUUCAGGCGACAAAGCCGCCAAGAAAACUCCGUAUUUUCCACUGGCAGUAGCAUCAUCGUGCCUAGCAUCCUACAGCGAAUCAGCCCGGUAGUGGCUGAAGCAUUGCAUCAGCACAUAUUUAGUCCGAAACAUCCACGCCAGUAUGAAGUUGACGCCGCGGUGGUUCGACGCAGACCCACACAUACCACGAUGCGUGGGGUGGACUUGCAGCAGUGUGUGGAGGUGGCGGGUCAGUGGGCGCAGCGUCAAGACCACGAGAUCUUGGAGACGGGCGGGCAACUCACCACUUCAGCCUACCUGCGUCACCCAAUUUGGGACACGCCUGAGGAGUGCAAGACGUACUGUCCGAAACUACUGUUGUUAGAUUAG
This is a messenger RNA of Mesocestoides corti, 1131 nucleotides long. The record is from the annotation of a GenBank genome assembly. Lineage: Eukaryota; Metazoa; Platyhelminthes; Cestoda; Cyclophyllidea; Mesocestoididae.